Molecule: messenger RNA, 1518 nt
Organism: Geosmithia morbida
Lineage: Eukaryota; Fungi; Ascomycota; Sordariomycetes; Hypocreales; Bionectriaceae
Exons: 1
Coding region: 1-1518 (505 amino acids)
Source: RefSeq, a predicted model, not a curated record
AUGGCUCGUCCGACAAAGAGGGCUCAGCCGACGACGACGGUCAAUCCUACCCAGGCAAUCGGCAGAUUCGGUCGCGUAUCCAAGGGCAACCGAAUCACCCCCAACCAAGGCAAGAAGGCGGCAACGACAUCACCCUCCGUCGCCGCCGCCGCUUCUCCUGCCGCGACACGCAAGCGCAAGAUCCAGGACGACGGCAGCCCCAUCACGCCUCGGACCGUGUCGUUCCCCCCCAACGACGACGACCGGGUUGCCGCCGCACCCACCUCCUCGAAGCGGGCCUGCCGCCGCACCAGGAAGCCGUCGCUCCCGGCCGUCGAGAAGCCCGUGGCUGUCUCCCCCCCGAAGAAGCCGUCCGCCACCGCCAGGAGGGGGAAGGUCACGGCCGGGGGUGGUGCCCCUGCGCCGUCCCGACGAGCAGAGCCAGCGCACGAGGCCUCGGAGGGCGCGCUGCUCGCCAAGUCCGGGCGGACCGUCCAGACGAGGAUCGACGACGCCUUCAACAGGGCGGCCAUAAAGGCCCCGACGGCAGGACCAGGCGAGAAUGGCCUCCCCCCGCACCUGGCCGACCUGGUCGACCUGCACAGGGCUUUCGUCAAGUCCAUGACCAUCCAGAUGGCACACAGCGGCAGCAACAUCCCCGUCGACGUGCGCUCUCUCGCACCAAACAUCUCGCUCGCCUGGGGCAAGCGCCAGGUCACGAUUGACGACAUCAGGCGGUGCGUGGCCCUGCAGGCAUCUGCGGCGGCCAGGUCGCCCUUCCUCGUGACCGACUACGGCCGCGGCAAGGUGUGCGUCGAGCUGAAUGCCGACGCCUCCCCCUCGGUCGACGAGGACGGCCUGUGCCGGCAGUUCGAGGACGGCCUGCGACGGGUGUGCGCCGACCGCGCCCGCGACGACGGCGACGCGAUGACGGACGGUGACGACGUCGGCGUCUCCCUCGACGCCCUCUCGCUCGCCGACCUGCCCCGGGCCGACAUCGCCAACCGCGACCUCGGCCUGGGCGCCAACCCGAUCCUGGCCAGGGGGCAGCGCGCCCUGACGGAGCUGCACAACGACGUCGUGGCCCGUCAGCAGGACCGCGACGCCCGGAAGCAGGCCGCGCCCAUGCUGAACCGCGACGGCAGCAGGAUGAGCCUGCUCGACCGUCUCCGCCACAGGCAGCUCGCCCGGGACAGCGCCCGGCUGCCCCCCUCGGGCCCCGAGCUCGAGCGCCGCGCCGCGCUCAGCCGCGUCGCCGACGUGUCGUCGACAAUCUCGAUGCUCAGCCUGUCCAAGCCGGCCUCCCUGCCUCGCCAGGCCUUUCCGAUGGCCGCGGUGCUCGACCGUCUGAGGGAUUCGCUGAGGGUGCCCGUCUCCAGGGAGGAGGCGGCAGCGUGCGUCCGCGUCAUCGCAUCCGAGGUGGCACCCGAGUGGCUCCGCGUCGUGUCGCUGGGCGGCAGGGAGAAUGUGGUUAUCCAGAGGAAUAUGCAGCCUGUUGAUAGGGUGUUGCGUGAGCGUGUUGACAAGCUGUCGGUGUAG